AUGUUAAACAUGAGACAUCACAUAGAAAUGAAGCAGACAAUGCUUGAUAUAUUGACAACAAAAGAAUCGUUAUUGUUUCUUUUGGCAUUUUUGUUAAAUAUAAUUGAAUCAAUUGUCAUGUGGUCAACAACAUAUCCGUUAUUCAUUCAUGCUAGUAAAUAUACAUAUGAUAAUCAAACAAAAAUGAUCGUUAAAAAUAACUCAGUUAUUACACCAAUAUUACCGACCAGUAAUCACAAAUUGAUUUAUUAUACGAAAUUACAAUAUAACGGAAUCAACGAUGUUUUGAAUCGAGGAAAGGUUUAUACCCAUAUAGCAUAUUGGACAAUUUUUAUUCUCCAUUUUAUAUUUCUAUUGCAAUUAGUUUUGGGAUAUCAAAAGAAAUUUAAUCAAAUGUUUUCAUUUACAUGUUUGAGUCUAUUAACAACAUUUAUAUUUUUUAUGAAUGCAUUUGAUUUUAAAUCACAAGAAUAUCUUAUAUGUAGUGUACCAAGCUUUUAUUUAUCAUUUGGUGUUGUUACAUACUAUGGUUAUGUUGCAUUUGCUGUAGUGGUUUUUGCUGCUGGUGGUGGUGCGAGUGCAGCGAGUGGAUAUGGAUGUGGUGUUUGUCUUGUGUAUUUAUUUUAUUUCUGUUCUGCUACUUGUGCUAUAAUUGGUCUUAUACUGAAAACGUCAUUUCCGUUCAUUUCAUCAUCAUCAUCUGCGCAAGCAGUUGCGUGGCUUAAUUUAUGUUCAUAUCUAUUAGAGUUAACUGGAGUGAUAUUGUUGGCAAAUCGUGACAGAAAAAGUAAAGAUGUGGAUGGAAACGACAAAAAUGAACUAACUAAUCCAUAG
Didymodactylos carnosus is the source of this 834-nucleotide messenger RNA. The record is from the annotation of a GenBank genome assembly. Lineage: Eukaryota; Metazoa; Rotifera; Eurotatoria; Philodinida; Philodinidae.